CUUUGUUUGAGUUUACCCGAACUGAUUGCAAGCCUAGUCUCUUACUUAAAUUUGACCUUGUGUUCCAGUCGUGCUUCAUAGCACGAAAUGUGUUAUUAUUCGUCUACUUGAAGCUAACUUUUGUUGACGAACUCAUCGGUUCAGUUGCUGGUUAUUAAUUGCCUACGUCUUUAGAAAACAUUCAUCGCUUAUCCAAUGCCCAGUUUACUUUAUUGUAUCUUUUGGUUUUACUUUUGUGCGGUGACCUGGUUCUUUUGGAGUUCAGUAGUAUCUGCAUGUUUCAAGAUCCAGAUAAUUCAACAUUUGUACCUUUAUAUGUUGGAUAAGCUGUUCUCCUACGCUGCUUCUGCCGUCACUCUUGAGGAUGACCACAGAGGACUUACAAGUAUUGACAGUGUCGAAAAUCUUGAUACAUAUGAUGAUGAUUUGAUUGAGAGAGAUAUUCAGCUAACUGAGGGGGGUGUGAAAGUCAAAACUCCUAUUGUACCUCAACAGAAAGGCUUCAAGUUGCAUUAUCCGGUGUAUCUGGCAAAAUGCGGUAUAGAGGCCAUUAUUGAAGAUUCCGUCACGAAAAGAUUCACAGCUGCUGAGCUAAGAGUUUGGAAUUUCCUGAGUCGCAAUCAGAGUUAUGUAUACGCAAAGAAAGAUAAUCACAAAACUCUUAUGUGUCUAUGGCUCUUAGGCGUUGUCGUUCGGUAUGCCAUCUUUUUACCGUGCAGACUUUUUGUUUUCUUUUCUUCUCUGUUGUUCACUUGGCUUGUAGGUGCUGUCGCCCGCAAACUUCCUCCUUCCCAUUUGAAGAAGUGGUUAUCCACAGAAGGGAUUCAAGCAGCUGUGCGGCUUAAUUUGUGCUCAUUUUCGGCGGUCAUUCGUUUUCACAACAGAGAAAACCGUCCCAAGGCAAAUACAAUAUGCGUUGCCAACCACACUACACCUUUUGAUUGGUGUGUUUUGGCGUCCGACGUUACCUACGCUGUGGUUGGUCAAAAACAUAAUGGAUUUUUCGGAUUCGCAGAGUGGAUCAUAUCUUGUGCUGUUCCUGCUAUAUGGUUUGAUCGGGGUGAAGUCUUAGAUCGUAAUUCUACAGCAAAAAAGUUAAAGGAGCAUGCUACUUCCCCAAAUGCUGAACCCAUUCUAAUUUUCCCAGAAGGUACUUGCAUCAACAAUACAUCGGUUAUGAAGUUUAAGAAAGGCUGCUUUGAAGUGGGAGCCGAGAUUCAUCCUGUUGCAAUCAAGUAUAAUCCUUUAUUUGCUGACUGCUUUUGGAACAGUAGUCAAGAUAGUUAUUUCAAUACAGUCUGAAGACAAUGACAUCAUGGGCUAUCAUGGUAGAUGUAUGGUAUUUACCACCAACAAAGAAAUCUGAUGAAGAGGAUUCAAUUGCAUUUGCAAGGCGUGUACAGCAUAGUAUUGCUCAAUGUGGUGGGAUGAUUGGGAUGGAUUGGGAUGGUGAACUGAAACGAAGCCGACCGAAGGAUACACUGAGAUGUGCACAACAGAAUAUAAAAAUAGACUUUGUGCUUGGACUUGUUCAGAAGGAAGAUAUCCACUGAAUUUAAUACUAGUUCAUGAUUAUACAUGAUUAUGAGCAAUAAAUUCUGCUUGAAACAUCAUCUAGUAAAUAAUAUUAUAUUACUGUGUGUUGUAUCAAAUCGACUAAUCUAGUAUGGAGUUACAUGCCACUACGGUGCAUAAAUUAUACGCUUAUAUAAAUUAUCAUGACUGAUAUAUUUGCAGAUUGUUUCUGUGAUGAACAGUAAUUAUGCUAUCCUAAAAGUCCCUUCCAAGCUGGACUUCUUAGUGUUAAAUAGUCUGGAAAUAAAUUUAAGGUUACUUCUCAAAACGGAUUUACGAAGGAUGCUGGGUUAUUUGUCAAAAAGGUAUUUGCUCAGAAAUCAUUGUUACAAGAGAGAUUACAGUAAAUUGGUAGGGGACUAGAACCUGGGCGUUAUCUGCGUAUGCCCAUUCCAACGGACAGGAUUAGAGCGGUAGUUGAAGGAGUCAGUAGACUCUGUUUAAAAGUAGGAAUUCACUAGAUUGCUAAAAAAAACCAACCUGUACUAACUAUGAAAUUGAACUACUCAAAUCCAGAUUCAUGAAGAUAGUAAACAGAAGAGACGAAUUUUCUGAUUGAACCGUCCAAUAAAGUGAAACCAGCUGCUCUCAGUAAAUAAACAAAAAUUAUUACAGAAAUUUCUCGAUGAGAAGACUGAAGUUACCGACGAAGAACCGUAAACUACCGACAGAUCAAAAUGGAUGACCAACCUCUGAAGUAGAGUAUUAAACCCAAAUGAAAUGAAAAUCGUCGAGAAACGAAUUAAGUUCAACGUAGCUGUAAGUUGAUUAAAACCUGAAGAUGUUACCCCUAGAACAGAAGUAGUAUUAAGUUCAACAGAUAAGCCAUCUACUGAACGAGUCCAAUUACAAUGUGCAUUUGCACUAAAUUAUAAGAAUUCUAGAAAACCGGAAACGAAGAACUUAAGAAAUGAUAACACCAUAAACACUACCGAACCUAACAAGAGUAAUUCAACAGUAGUUAUGAACAAAUCCAUUUACUUCACAAAAGGUAAUGAAUACUUCCAGACGAGUCAACAUGAUGAGAUUAAAACGCACUUAGGAGCUAGUUAAACGGAGGUAAUCGGCAAGAAGCAGUGGACCUAGGUUCGGGGCUUUUUUGCACCUGUCCAUAAGGCGUAUUUGACACUUCAGUAUAACUGGCGUCCCGCCCAAGAUUCGAACCCAUGUCACUGAAGGGUGCAGUCAGAGACAAUACUACUGAGGUAUUCGGGGUGCAGUCGACCUACAGGGAUGGGCUAGGUACAUUGAUUGGUCAUCUGAAGGUAAUCAACUUCACAUGAUCUUGUCCAAGGCCUCAUCGAAUUCUAUCGAUACCCUUUACUGAAGAGUGCCAAAAAGCAAGGAACGUAGGUCAAGGGCUUAUUGCCUCUAUUCAGAUAACUUCUAUUUCAGUACAUCGCGAUGGUGAGUUCCUUAGACUGAUAACCACACUGUAAAAUGAUGAAUAGAAUUCGGCCAGCACUUAGGACUAGACAACAUGAAGUUACUUAUCCUCCAGUGAACAAUCAAUGCGUUUAGAAGCUGUUAUAAGACGACGAAAUCAACAGUCGGUCAAGUACAUUGAAUGAAGCCAUCUCUGUGUGAGUCGAAAUGGUUUAGUUUAGUGCCUGAAAUUAAUAAUCUCAGUUGAAUGUAUGGUACUAUUCAGAUUCGUGGAGUAUUGUACGCUUCUUUAGGCAUGAAUGUAUGUUUUAAGAACGAAAAGAUUAGACUACUGACCGCUAAUUGGCAUUGGUAAUUUAAUAAAGUAAGAUUCUGAAAUUCAUCGAAUCGUUGCUCCAGUCACGUCACUAACCAGUAAACGUAAAAGCUGAAGUAAAACUGUACUGAACGUGAGCAGUCAACUGCCAGGGAGCUACAAAUGAUGGGUAUCUUGUUAGCAUUUACCACCGUCAAGACAUAUCUUCAACUCCAUGGAAACUCAUGUUCUUUCAGAGAUUCAGACCCGUGUCACUCAUCACUUAGAUCAAAGAUUUUAUCACACAGCUGUUUAGGUUAUAACAUCUUUUGUACGAUUUAUCACUAGGAUUGUUGCCUAAUACAACACAACCGUCUUUGUAUAUGGAAUGAUGGGUAAUUCAUUCAGGAUUAAUUUUAUCUUUUCUAAUGCGUAAAAUCUUACUCUUUGGUGUAGAGCCAGUGUUUUCUUGAUAGAAUUUUGACUCCUAAGAAUUAUUAGACCACAAUAUAUUCGACUAAACAGACAAGAGGAUAAACAUAACGGUGUUUUUGUGGGGGAAGAAAUGCUAGUUAUCAAAGAUACUGAGAGUAAUAAACAUUCUUACGAAUAAUAAUAAUUUUUAAGGCUAUUUUCCUGACCUCACAGUAUGUUUCACUUUAUAAACAAGGUUUUAAUGGCAUUGCAUUAAUUUAAUUGAUCUAGAGAAAGAUUAUACGUUAUAAUCAAUAACUGCACUAUUUUUUGUUCACCAGUGGUGAAACCACUGGGUUUUUACUUCCGGUUAGUAUUGUCUUAGGGUCUUCACAAACCCACUAGGAGGGUGGAGUGGUCUGUAGCGUCAUACUUCUCUAGAAUCAUUAGCCUAAGGUUAGGUGAGAUUCAACAUUAAUGCUGACCUUCAUGGUUUUAUCGAAAUGUCUAAGCUGAAGCCAUACAGUCAAGCAUCCAGGCCAUUUAACACGCUAUCGUGUUACGUUGCACUGCUUGUAAUUGACCCUCUAGCUAGCUAGUUGGAACGCAUGGCUAUUUUGGCAUGACCUCACAAAUAUAAUAUUCCAUCUGACUACGCUUUUGUGUUCUUCCUUGGUCUCGUAUUCAUGGGUAUGUAACAAGUACGAAUAAUUAGUGAUUAGACUCUGUGUCUGUGAAGUUCGCACAAGGACAAUUCCUAAAUUGGUGAACCCGACACUACACUUGUUUACAUCUGAUGGUCAUGUACGUUGUAAAAGAAUAAUUCCCGAAUACUUGUAUCUGCUCUCAGCUACAUUAAAUUACUAUUCAUUUUUACUCCUUCAUUGACUAAUAUGGUCACUUGAUAACAGAUUUUCCAAGAAAACACCAAAGAUAACCUUCCAGUCAUCUACUUCUAUCCCCCAGUUGACAGAGAAAGCAAACAUUGUAUUGAAUAGUCUAUUAACUUGACAAAAAUAAUUCGAAAUCACGUUACAUCUCAUGUGUUUUGAAAAAAAGCGCUAAUGAGUAAGUGAACUAUUAUGAAACGGUCAGAGAGCUAACUGCGAUGAAAAAAAAAAACAUUUACUGUAGGGUGUUUUUUAGCGUGAAGCCUGGAAAUUCAUUUUCAAUCGAAAUAUUAAGAGAAUUCAUUAUGACUUAACUGUUCAAUUUUACUGGUAAGAAGAUUAAAUUAGGUGUGUUUUCAGUUCUGUUUAACUGACAGUCGUAAAUAACUUCAAAAUCAGGAUAUAACUUUAGGAACAGAACCAUACCCAUAGCAGUAGGUUACCUCAGUUAACAGAUAAAGUUAAAAGAAGUUGAGAAGUCUUUCAAAAAAGAGAGCUGAUGUGCAAUUCACGUAGAGCGUAUUAACGAAGAUAUGUACCUGUACACUAAAGCUUAAUUAGACUGUUAGGGAUUUUUUGAACUUCUCAUCAUUUCUGUUAUGGAUAUAUGUGACUCUGUUCCAAUAAUUAGUUGAUUAUUUGACAGAAUUUCUUUUAAAAUCCUUCAUCAUAAUAUCAGUCUCCCCUUUAUCCCUAUCCUUCAGUUGAUUAUAAUUGAAUCAGUUAAUUAGAACGGAGUUGCUUGCUUCAUUCAUAUAAACCUAAGUUAGUUAGCCAAUUAAAGGAAGUUAGGAAAGUAAUACCGAUACAUUAGGCUGAUGAUGUUUGAUAUUAUUUGAAGUCAACGUGAAAUUGCUCUACCACUAACAAUAUAUGUACUCUUGAACAUUCAGUCUCAGUUAAAGGACUAGUAAGAAUCGAUAAAUUAUUUUUAGAAGUCAAAGAUAUUUUGUGUAACAAUUAGGGCGUAUAUCUAGCAUUUGGUUGAAUAGCUCAUCACUAGGAGUCACUUGCGCUUAAUGUAAAUAGGAAAUUCAGUCAAAUCAUCCCUCACUUUCUACUUCUUACCCAUUGUACUCAGGCUACCGACAUUACAGGAUAUGUUUGAAUUCAAGUAAUCCAUAAGCCUAGAUGAUAAAGAGAAAGAUAGUCAAUUGAUGAAACUGUUGAGCCUGUAUCUGACUGCAAUCAUUAUAUAAUGUUCCUGAAACACUGUCGCUUUUCUUAUUAACC
This is a messenger RNA of Heterobilharzia americana, 5793 nucleotides long. The record is from the annotation of a GenBank genome assembly. Lineage: Eukaryota; Metazoa; Platyhelminthes; Trematoda; Strigeidida; Schistosomatidae.